Dicentrarchus labrax (European seabass) is the source of this 2724-nucleotide messenger RNA. Its product is annotated as protein POU2AF2. The record is from RefSeq and is a predicted model, not a curated record. The transcript is spliced from 5 exons. Gene Ontology annotation, molecular function: DNA binding; POU domain binding. NCBI's taxonomy places the organism in Eukaryota, Metazoa, Chordata, Actinopteri, Moronidae. Bases 182 to 1075 code for a protein of 297 amino acids.
UGUUCCAUGUGUCCCUGCCCUCCUGACAGCCUAGUUAAAGCUCCCACUGUGGCACGCCACUCAGUGUGGUGCUGCACGCUGGGAUUUAGCUACUGUAGGCAAAUACAGCAGAGGGAGAACAGAGAGGCCUCUGUGUGUGUGUGUGUAUGUCUGUGUGUGUGUCAGACUGCUCAACAGCAUCAUGGAGACAGAAUACUCUAAGAGAGUGUACCAGGGAGUCCGAGUCAAGCACACAGUCAAAGACCUGCUGGCGGAGAAACGAUCCCGACAGACAAAUGGGGCCAGAUACAGUGGAGGAUCGACCACUCCGCCUUCAUUUGUCCAGAUGUCAGGGUCCCACAUGCUGCCCAGCUACUACGGCAUGAGGCGUCCCUUCAUCUCAGACUCAGACUUCUGCCCGUCCACCAAGCAGUUCUCCCCCGACGUCUACUCGUCCACGCUGGGUGGUAAACCUCUGGGCUGCGAGCCCUCUGCCAUGACCAGCUACUCCUCCCUUAUUGACAGCUACUACCCAGAGACCUUCGGCGAUUACCGCAGCGCUGCGGCCUUCUCCAGCUCCGGAGGGUCCUUCCUGCCUUCAUCGGCCCUCUCAUCCCUGCUGCCCCCCUUCGGUGGAGAGUCUUCGCAUUUGUUUCUAAGAGACUCCUGGGAGCAGUCUGUUCCAGAGUCAGUAUCCCAGGUGGAGACUCUGUGUCCGGACAGCCUGGCCUCCGUCAGUGUCCCGCCCUCCAUGCCCAGCCCAGAACCCCCAGGGAGCCCCUCGCAGUACCGCUCCCCCAGCCGCGGCUCCUCCAUGGGCCCCAUCUCCAGCAGCCAGCCCUACACCCUGCACCCCCUGGAAGACGCCCACUACCACCCCUUGACCACCAGCAGCUCCUAUUCGGUCCCAUCCACAUCAUUCCCCUGCCCGCCCUACAUGAGCAGCCCUGUCAGCGACCUGGUGUCCAAGAUGGUGACGGAGGAGGCGGCCGACAGCCAUGCCAGCCUCCCUCCCAACGGCGAGGCUCCAUCCUGCUGGGCCAAAGAGGACGGCGUGAGCUCCUGGUCUCCCUACGAGAUCAGGAGGGCCUACUGACCGGAGGACGGACUGAGGUUGAGAAUUUAGGUUUCACAGACAAUUAAAAAAUGACUUCAACAAGCACUUGACAAUUUACAAAAAGAGGAUUCAAGUUUGAAUAUGUUGGUAGGAGCCUAUGAUGACCACGGUUACAGCCUGAUCUGAUGGGAAACUCCUACUUAUUUGUAAGAAAGCAUGUGUGUCUUUUUUGUUUAAUUUGUAUGUAAAAGAGUGAUCAGUAUGGACUUGAUCAGAAACAAAUCCCACCAUAAGCCUUAAAACUGAAAACUUUGAAAAACAAAGAUUAAGUGAUGUAGUAUGUAAGUGUAUGUGACCAUGUUACAUGCUAAAGACCCUAAACUUACAUGGUACUUGGACUCCCCGAGGGUAAGAUUGUGGAGUAGCUGAACUAAUAUGUAGCCAACAGUACAUACAGUAUGUCCACAUAUUUGUGUUUUAGUGAAAACAGACAUACAAGUAGCAUUUCAAAAUGGUGUGAGGCUGAUCAUCAGUAUAUUUAUUGCCAGAAUAACCAAUAAACCGCACAAGACAUUAGGUUCCUGUUCCUAAUGGCAUUUACGCCUAAUUGUCUGAACGAAAAGAAAUAAUCAGAGCCAAGAAAGAUAGUUCAUUGCCGUCUCAUUCCCAGGUUGUCAAAUACAGACUCUUUUGGAAUGAGACUCAACAAUAAACUCUUUCUUGGCUCUGAUUGGCUGCUUUUGUUCAAACGCAGUUGAUUUUUGUAAAUACCAUUAGGAGCACUAGGAGGAGCCAGAGGAACCUGACUUUUCACAGAUUAUCUGUCUCAUGUUCUACUGUCAGGAUAUAGUGAAAGUUUCAGCAAAUAUGACAGAAGGUUAUUUUCAUAAAAGUUACCCACUGCAGCUUCAACACCACAUGUUGUGCUUGAGAGUUUGAGAGUGUUAAAAAGUAAUGGAUAAAUCCAGCAGGCAUACUUGCUCAAACCUACUAAUAGAACAUAUUGUAACAACACCCACUUUAAUAGAAUACAUAGUGUUGUUUAACAAAUAUCAGUGCAAAAGAACACAUUGGGAGCAUGACUGGUGGCGUUGAUGAAGUGGUUCUUCAGCUUGUCUGACAAGGUUGACAACCAUCGCUUGAGGAGAUUUUUCCCAAAUCCUCUUCUUUUUUUUUUUUACAGAGUUACAUAAGUGUGUAUAAUUUAGGUGAUAAAAAAACGUCAAAUAAUAAAAUAUCUGAAAGCUUGAAAGGCCUUUCAUCAGCUGUCACAUACAAUCCCUUAUUGUGAUAGCUUAGCAUUCAAAAAGCACCAUAUAAACAAUCAAUAAAUGGUUUUUAAUACAUUGUUACUUACUAUAUUGUAAUUGAAAACAGACAUUUGCAGUGUUCAAUAAUGUCUUUGUUACUCACAUGAAUAAAACUGGCACAAACUUUAAAGAUCUUUUAAGGCAAAAAAAAAAAAGACAACAGUAAGACUCAUUUAAAACUCUCCAAAGUCCUUUGCUCUCUAUGUUUGAUGAAGUCAUGCAGCAUUGUGCAAUGAUAAAUAUACUUUUCACUAAAGUCAGGUCUGUGUUUGUGUCCACGAUGCUUCAUUCAUAUGUGUUAUUAGGGGUUAAUAUUUAUUGAUAUCAAAAUAAAUGUGUGUUAUACAUUAAGUGAAAUUAAAAAUGACUUAUAAUGUU